AGAUAUAAAUCAUAUAAUAUUUAAUAUUUCUUAAUUCUCUGCUCAAACCAAUUUAACCUACAACAGCUGAUUUUUGUUUUUGUUGUGAUUUCCAGAAAUGGAAAACAAUUAUCAAAAACAAGACAAACAGAAAGAAAAUGAACUUGUCAAAGCAAUUUGUCAAUUUGAAGAGGCUAAAUUAUUAUUUAUUUAUCGCUCCGCAGCAAAAGAUUAUUGGUAAUUGGCUCGGUGCCAAUUUGCAUCAGAAUUGUGCCUAUUCUAGUAAAAUGUCAAAGUUUAUCGAAAUACCAGUGCAAGCAGAUAAGUUACUAAAAUUAUUCCGUUCGACAGUAGUUCCCAAAUUAAAUGUGAGCGACAACAGGGGCAAUCAACGUCACAAAGGUCAAGCUGGACGAAUUGGGGUAAUUGGUGGGUCUCUAGAGUACACCGGGGCUCCAUAUUUUUCAGCCAUUAGUGCUAUGCGUGUAGGUGCUGAUUUGGCUCAUAUAUUUUGUCAACGCGAUGCUGCUGUUGUUAUCAAAUCGUAUAGUCCCGAAUUAAUUGUGCAUCCUUUAUUGGAUGCGGAUGAUGCUAUAGAACAAAUGUCACCAUGGUUAGAACGAUUACACGUAUUAAUCAUAGGUCCUGGACUAGGACGAGAUCCAAAGAUACAAAAGACUGUCGUUUGUCUUAUCGAACUUUGCAAACAACUAAAUAAACCCUUAAUUAUUGAUGCCGAUGGCCUCUUCAUACUCAAUGAAAAUAUGGAUUUGCUUAAUGGAUUAAGCAAUGUCAUAUUGACGCCAAACGUUAUAGAAUUUCGACGUUUAUUUAGUGACGAUGUCGAAGUAGUAAAACAGCGAAUGGCGCAGCUAGGUGAUGGCGUAAUUGUACUUAAAAAAGGUUCACAAGAUAAAAUUUAUAUACCAAGUACCUCGGAAAUUUACACACUUCCAUCGGGUGGUUCUGGUCGUCGAUGCGGCGGACAAGGUGAUUUACUAUGCGGUUCGAUUGCUACCUUUUUUCAUUGGGCUUUAGAAUCUAAUCAGUCAAAUGCGGCAUUUAUUGCAACGUUUGCGGCGAGCUAUUUGGUGAAGCAAUGCAAUGCGGCUGGUUUUCAAAAAUGGGGUCGCAGUAUGGUGGCGAGCGAUAUGUUAAAUGAAAUUCAUUUAGUGUUCCGCAACAUUUUUGAAGAGCAGUAAUUUUGUUUUAUGCCAAUGAAUACGGCGAAGAAGUUGAUGUAAAUGGUUAGCGAAAACACUUGUUGAUUGCAUUUUUAAGUUUUCUUCUUUCUCUCUCUCAAUUUUAUUAAAGUUCGUAGUUUUAUAGAAAUCAAUAUUCACUCAGCGAUAUAUCUAUUUAGGAAGUUAAGAUUUAAAAUGUAUACUCUGAUUUUAUUGUAUAAAUUAAUAAUAUUUGAAAAUUAAUAAAUUACCGAAGUGGCAUAAACGCAUAAACCGUUUGUGCGACAGUCAGAUCUACUUAACAGGAACGGACCCGGAAUUUUGUCCGGCAAGGAACAUGAGAUUUAAAAUAUAUACUCUGGCUUUAUUGUUUAUUUUAAUAAAUAUAUAUGUAUCUAUAUAUAUUUGAGAA
Molecule: messenger RNA, 1575 nt
Organism: Bactrocera oleae (olive fruit fly)
Lineage: Eukaryota; Metazoa; Arthropoda; Insecta; Diptera; Tephritidae
Gene: Naxd
Product: NAD(P)HX dehydratase
Biological process (GO): metabolite repair
Molecular function (GO): ATP-dependent NAD(P)H-hydrate dehydratase activity
Source: RefSeq, a predicted model, not a curated record